Molecule: messenger RNA, 4002 nt
Organism: Grosmannia clavigera kw1407
Lineage: Eukaryota; Fungi; Ascomycota; Sordariomycetes; Ophiostomatales; Ophiostomataceae
Product: acetylserotonin methytransferase-like protein
Exons: 4
Coding region: 1-4002 (1333 amino acids)
Molecular function (GO): nucleoside triphosphate diphosphatase activity
Source: RefSeq, a predicted model, not a curated record
AUGAGCGAGAAAGAGGCCAUUGCGGUGGCGGCACCGGCGGCAGCGUCUGGCUUUGCCGACGCGCCGCCCGAAUACUCGGCGGUCAGCACGACGCGGCCAACCGCCCGGCCGAUGUCGAUGUUUGCGGGCGCGUCACCGGUGGGAUCUGGUCUCGGGCCCUUGGCGGGACCGACAGCAGCACAGAGGACGUCGCCGGGGCCAUCGCACGCGCGGACGCUGUCGCAGCGACGGUCGCUGCUGCCAGCACCGCCACCGAUGAGCCUGCCGAUCCUGCACCACCUGCGGACGCACCGGGUGAUCCUGGCGUCAGCCUCGCCGCGGCGGCGGUCGCUUCUGGCGCAGAUCGGGCUGGCACACCUGGAGAUCUGGCCGUCGACGGCGCCCGAGGACCUGCCCAAGGCGGUGUAUGGGCCGUUUGAGUACGUGGCCGCGACGGCUCGCCGCAAGUGCAUGCACGUGUACCAGGAGGCGCUCGUGGCCCAGGAGGAGGCCGUGGCCGCGGGCGCGACCAAGGCGAAUGCUGUGACGGCUGCUGCCCAUGGCGAUGUCCGCGACCCUGAGCUCGUCAUCGCUGCUGACACCGUCAUCGCGUCGCGCGCCGGCCAGAUCGUCGAGAAGCCGCGGUCGGCCGCCGAACAUGCCAAGAUGCUCCGCCAUCUCCGCGACACGCGCGUGCACCAGGUGCUCACGGCCGUCUGCGUGCUCAGUCCGCGGCGCGACGCCGCUCAUCCCGGCUACUGCAUCCAGGCCCACACCGAGGAGACCAAAGUCUGGUUUGUCAGCGAGGCCGACGGCCUCACCGACGACGUCAUCGAUGCGUACGUCCGCACGCGCGAGGGCGCCGACAAGGCUGGCGGCUAUGCCCUCCAGGGCGUCGGCGGCCUGCUUCUCGUCGACCACAUCGAGGGCAGCGUCGACAAUGUCGUCGGCCUGCCCGUCCGCCGCUGUCUGCAGCUCGCCGAGGUCGCCAUCUUCCAGCAGGACAAGCCGGAUGACGAGGACGAGCCGACGCCCGCCGGGCUGACUCGCACAUGCACGGAUGCUGGCAGCGCUUCGCCGGAAGCCCCGGCCGUCCUGACCGCCGUGUGCCAGACGGGCGUUGAGCCUGCAUCGUUGCAGAGGCCCAUCUCCCCAGCCUACCCCUCCUUCCUUCCCGGCGUCUACAGCGCACAGGUGAUGCGGCCUGCCAUUGGCCAGGCCCCUCUGCAGCCUGGACAGUCCAGCAACCCCAAAAUUAGCACAGUCGCCCGCGCUCCCGCUGGAAACAUCCCUGUCCGUCCAACCAGCGGUCGCCAAGGUGCGGGUGGAGACGCCGUAGUGGCCCAAGACCACCCAACCAGUGCCCCUGCUACUACUCGUCUCUUGCAGCUGUGCUGUCAAGGCCGCAUAUUCUCGACCCCCUGGCCGGCGCUUACGCCGUACUGCAGCUUCGAAGAGAAGAGAGAAAGAGAAGAGGAAAAGAAAAAAACUCUCAUACCCGGUCAGAAGGGCAAUGGGCUCCCUUCCGUCUCUUCUCCGUAUCUCGCCCCAGCAGCAGACAUCAUGUCCGCGUCGGCACCACCACCCGCCGGGGGUUUCUCCCUCUUUCCCAGCACCGGACGGCCUCCCUCGAGAUCACAGCCCGUGCGAACGCAACAGCAGGCCGUCUCGCCCGCCUCUCCUGUGUCUCCCGGGUCGCUCGCAGAUCAGCCCCAAGACCAUAAUCCGACCGUCGGCGAGGCUGUCACGGCUGAGGUGCGGAUAGAGCGGCCUGCCCCGGUGGCUGACGUUCCCUGGCGCUCUGAGGCUGUCCAGUAUGAUACCCAGACGCUUGUCCGCAGCGGCAGCGCCCGUUCACGCAGCUCCAUCGCCAAGAUGCGUCUGUCCAUAUAUGACCCUGACGCACCGCCACCGUUUGACGCUUCCCCACCGCCCCCUCUACCGGGGCCGUCGUCAGUGGCAGCUGCCGCAGGUUAUGGUUGGAUAUUCUCACAAGAGCAGCAACAGCAACGGCAACAACAACAGCAGCAGCAGCAACAACAGCAGCAACAGCAGCAACAGCAGCAACAGCAGCAACAGCAACAGCAACAGCCGCAGGAACAACAAAGCCAGCCAGCCCUCCGUUCCAUCUUCCCACAGUACAAUCCCGAGCUGUCACUCGACCAGCAGGAUUACUAUCCCACGCAGACCAGCCCGGGUCGCAUCCCUCGCGGCAUCAUCAGCCGGCCUCUGUACUCACCCACGCAACAGGAUCACGAUCAGGAGCACGAGCAGAUGGACCUGGACAGCGCACACGAGCAGCACCAGCGCCAGAACCAAUACCCGUAUCUGUACCAGCCUCAGGGCCCACGCCAGAAGCCACAUGGGCGCCAUCUGACCCUGCAGACGAGCGGCCCAGCCCUGGCACCGCCGACCGUGUAUUCUCCCCCACCACCAGCCGUACCAGCGCCAGCGCCAACACCAAAACCAGCACCGGCACCAGCACCAGCACCAGCACCACCAGCCGUCGCUCCGGUACGACAGGCGUUGCCGGUACCACGAAUGGGCGGCGGGCGAGAGGCACCAACGCUGCCGGUAGCGUCGACGACGGAGGAGCUGCGCAGCCUUUGGAAGGUGGCCAACGGCUGGAAGGCCGGGCCCUCCGAGGGGCGGGUGUACUGUAUGCACGUGACGUGCGACAAGGACGCGCCGGUGUACCGGUUGUCGUCAGCGAGCCAGCAGCCGCUGUACCGGAUGCGCGUAGAUCCAACGUCGAUGUCGGCGUAUGUGACGCUGUCGCGUCACGAUCCGGCGCGGCCGUUCAAGCCGGAGAGCGGUCGGGGCCGUCGUGGCAGCAGUGGUGAUGCGCUGGUGGCAGCAGCCGCAGCAGCAGCCGGAGGACUUAUCGGUGGGAGUCGUCGGGGCAGCCUGGACGAGUCUGCGAGCGGUGAGGGCGUCCCGUCGGGGAGUGGCAGCGCCACCCGAUCAUCUGGCACUGGUCCUGGCUUGAAUAGCGUGUCUGCAGCCGCUCUGGCGGCCGAGAUCAAGACCAACACGCGGCACGACGCCAGCAAGCACUGGCAGGCAGCGCUGACGACCACGCUCGAGGAAGAGGCGCGUCGACACCAGCCGAGCGAUGGACUCGUGGCGCUGCUGUACCCACAACAGGCGGCGCGCAUGGCACUCGAGCAGCCCGGCAGCUCGGCAACAGUGGCAACGGCAGAGCGUGAAUGUGCCCGGCUGGUCUGGGACGAUGACUCGGCGCGCUUCUUUCUCGUGCACCCGGUCCUGGCGCUGCCGUUUUGCGUCGGCAUCGAGCGCAGCGCCACGUGGAGCCGCACUGCCUACACGCUCGAGCAUCUCGAGUCGCCCCAGCAUCUCGCCCGCCUGACUCGUGAUGGCACCGGUGCUGGCUGGCUCGAGAUCGAUACCGCCAUCGCCAGCAAGAUCGAUGCCGCCUACCUCGUCGACGUCGUUGUCGCCGCCCUGCUGCUGGUCGCCCAUGGCGACGACCAUUUUGCCCAUGUCGGCUCGUUUGCGCCGCCGCCCCCCGCUGAUAUCGGCAUCCCCCCCGGUCGUCCGUCCUUUGGCUCGGCCACCGCUCGCGGCACCGCCGGCAGCGGCAGCAGCCUCGUCAAUUUCGUCGUGAGCGGUGCUGUUGCUGCCGUCGGCCACAGGAGCUCCAGCCGGCUCAGCAACCUAGUCGGCCCCGUCGGCGGCGACAACAACGGCAGCAGCAAGAAGAGCAAGGACAAGAAGCACGGGAAGAAGCGCGGCCGCAUGGAGGAGCUCGACCUCGACCUCGAGAGCCAGACCAGCAUCGACCUGGCCGGCAAGACGUUUGAGCUCAGCAGCUCCGCCAGAAACAAGUCACGCCAAAAGAACAGGCGCCGGCGGGUUGACGACGACGAAAAGAUGCCCGGCUGUUUCCGCCUCAUCGCUGCUCUGCUCAAGUUCUGCUUUUGGUGCGUCUCCAUCGCUGUGCGCGCCGUCAUCGCCAUCGUCAGCACGCUCUUCCGUUGCAUCACGAACGAGAAGCUGUGA